Octodon degus (degu) is the source of this 1727-nucleotide messenger RNA. RefSeq names its product splicing factor 3a subunit 2 (gene Sf3a2). NCBI's taxonomy places the organism in Eukaryota, Metazoa, Chordata, Mammalia, Rodentia, Octodontidae. Gene Ontology annotation, molecular function: nucleic acid binding; zinc ion binding. Gene Ontology annotation, biological process: spliceosomal complex assembly. Gene Ontology annotation, cellular component: catalytic step 2 spliceosome; nucleus; U2-type prespliceosome. The transcript has 8 exons. Bases 271 to 1620 code for a protein of 449 amino acids. The record is from RefSeq and is a predicted model, not a curated record.
UGGCGCGGGCUGAACGGGUGCUGCGACCCGGGGCUUACUGGAGCAGGGCGGGCGUGAGAUCGAGGCGCAUGUGGCGGGUCUCGCGGGCGGGCGGCGCGCCCCGGAACGCCAAGACGGCGCGUGAGGGUCCCGGCUGCUUUGUUCUCCAGGCCUCCUUUGAAGACUGUGCUACUGGUCUCGCUUUGGGUCUUGGCGGGUCAGUUAACCUCAGUGAGCGUCUCCUUUAGCUUGUCUUCCUUGGCUGCCCUGUGACACCUGCAGGCCUACAUCAUGGACUUCCAGCACCGCCCAGGAGGCAAGACAGGCAGCGGGGGCGUGGCCUCCUCCUCCGAGAGCAACCGUGACCGCAGGGAGCGCCUCCGGCAGCUGGCACUGGAGACCAUUGACAUCAAUAAGGAUCCGUAUUUCAUGAAAAACCAUCUGGGGUCCUAUGAGUGCAAGCUCUGUCUAACGCUUCACAACAACGAGGGGAGUUACCUGGCACACACCCAGGGGAAGAAACACCAGACCAACCUAGCCCGGCGAGCAGCCAAGGAGGCCAAGGAGGCCCCUGCCCAGCCAGCACCUGAGAAGGUCAAGGUGGAAGUGAAGAAGUUUGUGAAGAUCGGCCGCCCUGGCUACAAAGUGACCAAGCAGAGGGACACCGAGAUGGGCCAGCAGAGCCUCCUAUUCCAGAUUGACUACCCUGAGAUCGCCGAGGGCAUUAUGCCCCGCCACCGCUUCAUGUCUGCCUACGAGCAGAGGAUCGAGCCCCCGGACCGGCGCUGGCAGUACCUGCUGAUGGCUGCGGAGCCCUACGAGACCAUCGCCUUCAAGGUACCUAGCAGAGAGAUUGAUAAGGCCGAAGGCAAGUUCUGGACCCACUGGAACCGGGAGACCAAGCAGUUCUUCCUCCAGUUCCACUUCAAGAUGGAGAAGCCCCCUGCUCCACCUAGCCUCCCAGCAGGCCCCCCUGGGGUGAAGCGACCCCCACCCCCGCUGAUGAAUGGGCUGCCCCCUAGGCCACCGCUGCCUGAGUCUCUGCCCCCGCCUCCACCAGGAGGCCUGCCACUGCCCCCUAUGCCCCCCACUGGGCCUGCACCCUCUGGCCCCCCUGGGCCUCCCCAGCUGCCUCCUCCAGCUCCUGGGGUCCACCCCCCAGCACCAGUGGUCCAUCCUCCCACAUCUGGGGAACACCCCCCAGCUCCAGGGGUCCACCCUCCAGCACCAGUGGUCCAUCCCCCCACAUCAGGGGUCCAUCCCCCAGCCCCAGGAGUUCACCCUCCAGCUCCUGGAGUCCAUCCUCAGGCCCCUGGGGUUCACCCACCAGCUCCAGGGGUACAUCCUCCCCCAACAGCUGGGGUCCAUCCACAGGCCCCAGGAGUGCACCCACCUGCUCCUGCAGUACACUCCCAGGCCCCUGGGGUGCAGUCCCCUGCCCCUGGGAUUCACCCGCAGGCUCCAGGGGUCCACCCCCAACCUCCUGGGGUUCAUCCUGCAGCUCCUGGAGUGCACCCCCAGCCUCCUGGAGUUCACCCUUCCAACCCCGGGGUGCACCCCACUCCCAUGCCUCCAAUGCUGAGGCCUCCGCUCCCCUCCGAGGGCCCAGGCAACAUUCCUCCCCCUCCCCCAACCAACUGAGGAGCUGCCCCUCCCUGUUCUGUGUCUGGCUGUGUUCUGUAUUUUCCCAGAGAGAAGACCUCAGCUUUUGUACUGGCCCCAGAGCCUAUUAAACAGCCUCCCCCGUG